AUGCUUCGCCGCCUAGGCGGGAGCUCGGGUUCACUUUGGAAACCGAAGAACCCCCAUUCCCUCGAAUAUUUGAAAUAUCUCCAAAACGUACUACAGAAAAAUGAGAAGUUAACGGAACCAAAUCGAAAGAUCAUCGUAGAAGCACUUCGAGCUAUUUCUGAAAUCCUCAUAUGGGGAGAUCAAAACGAUGGAAGCGUUUUUGAUUUCUUCCUCGAAAGACAAAUGCUUUCCCAUUUUCUUCAAAUUAUGGAACAAGACACGGGUCUAUUUGUUUCGGUACAAUUACUUCAAACGCUCAACAUUCUCUUCGAGAACAUUCGACAUGAAACCUCACUAUAUUUCCUUCUAAGCAAUAAUCAUGUUAAUCAUAUAAUCACUCAUCGAUUUGACUUCUCAAAUGAAGAGAUUCUCGCCUAUUAUGUCUCUUUCAUAAAGACGCUUUCUAUGCGCCUAAAUCCUGCAACAAUCCAUUUUUUCUUUAACGAGACAACAAACGAUUUUCCUCUACUUACCGAAACGCUCAAGUUAUUCGAUUCGAAAGAAACAAUGGUUCGUAUCGCUGUUAGAACGGUUGUGCUCAAUAUCAUUCGGGUUAAAGAAGAAGGCUUACAAAAAUAUUUGAUCACCGCAUUAAAGGUUUAUCUCUGUGAUCUUAUUGAUCAAUUAGUGGGAAUGUCGAUUGAUCUUGACGUUUUUGUUCGAUCUGCAGAAAAUGUUACAGCCAAUCGAGAAAGACUUCGUGAUAAAGUGGACGAUCUCAUCGACAUUUUCCAUUAUGUGGGCGAUUUGCUUGAGACAAAUUCGAUUGCUGAUUCGCUCUCUUCACUACUCACAUCAAGAUUCAUUUUCCCAUUACUUUUCAACUCAUUGAUAGCACGAAGAAACAAUCAGGCCGUCCUACUAACUCCGAUAUCAGCAUUGUUCUACGCAUCACAGAUUCUUUUGGUCAUUUCUCAUCGACCGCUUAUCCUUUCUUUCCUACAAGCUUUUCUUUUUGAAGACGCAUCUAUCCUAUGCUCACAAUGGAUUCGAUCUGAGGAUUCUUAUUGUUUACAAACUGCUCCACUUACCGAUUCCACGAUUUCAGAAGAAAGAGCUUUUUUUCACGGUCUAUUGGCGGCUCUGGAUAGUACACAAAAUGAUGAUUAUCUAUCAUUUUACGCCUUGAUGGUCAUUUAUGCAAUGCUACAAAAUAAAGGUGAUGUCAGCGACAUUCUUGCUGCAGCAAGUAUUCCCCAUAAUGGAGCAACUGGAACGGUGGUGACGUGUGAGCCACGCAUUGUCAAAUGUCUCAUCGACGUGGUUGAAUCUGCCGCUAAAGCAGAUUCUCGUUUGAGGCCGAUCACUCUUGAGCUCACUUGUAUCGUAUUACGACAACUUGUGCUAACCGUUGAUGAUGACAAUACGUUGCAUGAAGCAAUUGCCAGAAGCGCUAGCGUUGUUCAAGCAGUUAUGGGAACACACUUAGCAACAGCACUUUCAAAAGAACAACUUUUUUUGGAAAUGUUCGAGGAUGAGUAUCACGAAUUAACGACUCAAACUCUUCGUCUAAAUGCAGUUGGCUGGGAAAUGUUAUUGCCUCCAGCAGCCUCGCCAUUCUCCGGUUUACCUCUAAAUAAACGUUUAUCAAGCGGUCAUGAGGAACGCGUCCGAACGAAUAUUCAACUAUAUUUGCAUACACGGAAACUGAAGCAGGAUAUGCUUGGUGAACAAGAGACCCAUUUGCCAUUACAGAUCGAUUUACAUGCUGUAGUGCGUGUUGGAGAUUGCAUAAACUUGAACAAUUCUGAUUUGCUUUCUGUGACGGUUUCCUUCUCAAGACAUGAGAAACAAUCGCGUUUUUUGGUUACGGAUAGGUUGCAAUUGAUUUUGGUUGAGCCGGAUACAAAGAAAGCUGGAUGGGCCAUUGUAACGUUUGUCGGCCUUUUGCAGGAUACACAAAUCACAGGCGACGCUUCGGAUUCCCGUUCAUUGCAUGUGGUUGUUGAGUCACGUGCCGGAAUCAAACGACCUGGACCGCUACUUUCAGCACGAUUCAUUUUUGACGAUCAUAUUCGAUGUAUGGCUGCAAAACAACGGCUGACAAAGGGUAGACAAAAUGCUCGUCAAUUGAAGAUGGGACUCAUCUGUGACUUGCUUGGGUGUCGUACCGAGGUUCUCGCACGUUCAAACCCAUACAAAAUAGUUAAAGGAUGUGCACCUGGCAGUGCAAGGAAACAGCUGGACACACCCGCGAAUGAUGGACUCGGUUCGUCGAAAUCUUCUUCGAACUCGAUUCCUGAAGAUCCGGUCACCUCUGCAAAUCCGUCGGGAUCGAAAAUUCACCAUAUU
This is a messenger RNA of Mesorhabditis belari, 2331 nucleotides long. Lineage: Eukaryota; Metazoa; Nematoda; Chromadorea; Rhabditida; Rhabditidae. The record is from the annotation of a GenBank genome assembly.